Messenger RNA from Orbicella faveolata, 4502 nucleotides. RefSeq names its product transient receptor potential cation channel subfamily A member 1-like. The record is from RefSeq and is a predicted model, not a curated record. NCBI's taxonomy places the organism in Eukaryota, Metazoa, Cnidaria, Anthozoa, Scleractinia, Merulinidae. Gene Ontology annotation, cellular component: membrane; transmembrane transporter complex. Gene Ontology annotation, biological process: monoatomic ion transmembrane transport. Gene Ontology annotation, molecular function: protein binding; monoatomic ion channel activity.
AUCAGACGAUUGGGGUAUUUUUUGUACAAAAUACUACCCUGAUUUCUAGGUUAGACAUUCUGCAACUAACAACUUCUCUUUCAAACGACGCAGACGGAAAUCCUUGAGUAGACAAUUGCUAAACCAGUUCUCAAAAGACUAACGAGUUGACGUCACAGCCCUGAAGCAACAAUUUGACUCGAUAGUUUUUUGCAAAAGAAAUUACCGCCUUACAAUAAUAUCCCUUUUCAGCGAGUCAGACGAAAACCCGUGAGUGCACAAUUGCUAAACCAGUGCUGAAAAGGCUAACGAGUUCAGUGACGUCAGAGCCCUCAAGCAACAAUUUGACUCAGAGAUUACAAGUAUACCCGCGGAUAUACGCAGUGAAGGCAGAGAAAUACGCCUCGUAAAACCUCGCGAUGUACAUGUGAAAGGACGAUUCAAAUUAAUUUCAAGAUUCAAAGAAGUUUUAAAUUGAUGAUGUUGCUAGCUUAAGGCUAGUGCUCGCAUGGCAAAAAUAACCCUUGGUAUUAAUAAGUCAAUCCAUACGAUCCGAUAAGUGUUGAUUAUAAGUCUGUCAAAUGGUGCUGCGCACUAUUACUAAAAAUAGAUUUCAUCACCACAAGACGCACAGAAAUAUUUCGGGGGUCAAAUUUUCGUGACGUCAUUAGUGCCCGGUGCUAUUGUUUCUGCUCAUCUAAAUCAAGAUUCCUCUCUAAUGAGUCUCUAAUCAAGUCGGCUUUAUAAGUUGUUAUUAAUAUUUUAUCAUUCAAAUAGUUCACCCUGCUAUGAAAAAAUUGAUAACGGCUCUGCAAGAUCUUGUUACUGUGCUAAGUAUUCAGUGUAUCGAGUGGAAUGUUACAAGGCAAAGCAAACGGCAUGUUUUUCAAUUUGACGCAGAUGAAUUUCACGUCUUAUUUGAAAGCAAGCAAAGGAAACAAGUUGCAAAAGUUGCACCAUGCGGCUUUGUCUGGAAAUGAAGACGAAGUACAAAAACUGCUCGGAAAAGGAGUAGACGUGAACUCUCCGGAUUCAUUUGGCAAGACGCCGCUGCACAAUGCAAUCCUUGGUAAACACGUCAGUAUUGUGGAAUUGCUGCUCAAGUCAGGAGCUGAUGUCAAGUGCCUUGAUGAGCGAGGAGACACGCCCUUACACGCUGCAGUGAGAGUAGACAGUGAGACGAUUGUAGUGCUGUUGUUGAAUGACAGUAAGAGCGAUGUCAAUGCUAAAGGAUUCGGUGCGUACACGCCGCUUCACAUAGCCGCUCAAAUGGACAGCGUUGAUAUUUGCAAGCGAUUGGUCGAACGCGGAGGCGACAUAGCUCAGGCAGCCGAGGAUAAAAUGAGUCCGUUUAGCGUAGCAGUGGCUAAAGGCGCGCAAUCCGUGGCUGAGUACUUCGCUGGAGUUGUUCAGGAGAAACAACUUAAUUUGGAAGAUCUCCUAUACAAUGUUGAUGACGAGGGAAGUACUUUGCUUCAUUUGGCCGUGGACAGUGGAAGUCUGCCGAUUGUUGGGCUUUGUUUGAAGUUGGGAUCAAAAGCGCGGCAAACGAAGGAAUCUGACACCAGCACAGCUUUCCAUAUGGCAUGCGCACAAGGUUCACUAGAGAUUGUUCAGUUGUUCACGGGUGAGGAUCGUGACAUCUGCAAAGCAGAGAUCUUGGAUGAUCAAGGAAUGGUUCCUUUGCAUCGUGCAGCUCUUAACAAUCAUUCCACUGUCGUCAGUUUUUUACUAGAUCAGGGGGCCAAAGUGGAUCCUCGCGACAUUCAAGGACGAACCCCAAUAUACCUCGCAGCCUCAGUGGGUGGAACAGAAACUGUUCAAUUGUUAAUGGACCGAGGUGCCGACAUAACACUCAAAGAUGUGGAGCUGCGCUCGCCUUUGCACGUAGCCAUUGGAAAUUCAGCCACCAUGGAGGUCCUGAUUAAGAGCCCUGCAUCAAAGGCUUUAAUUAUUGACAAAGAUGGCACUGGAUAUACCCCAGUGCACUACGCCGCACGAGCCGGUUAUUUGCAGCACAUCAUUCUCUUUAUCAACAAAAACAAGGCCGCUGAACAAGUCCCAUCAGACUCUUUGGACACGCCUCUUCACAUCGUUUCUCGGUAUGGCUGGCUAGAGAUCGCCGAAAGGCUGCUCAAGAAAAGAAAUGUCAGAAUGAUGAAUUUACAGAAUAACCAAGGUAAAACGGCCCUUCACUUCGCUUGUCACGAAGGACAUGAGCAAAUAGCUCAACUCUUGUUGGUGGAAGGCGCUACUAUUGAAAGGGAUCAUCACGACCGUACUCCCCUGCACAUGGCAGCUUUAAAAGGUUCAGAGCGCUGUGUAGAGUACAUACUGGAGGCUCAUCCAGAAAGUCUCAACGCCCUUGACAAACAUCAGAACACAGCCCUUAAUCUUGCUGCUACAAGUGGUCACGCCUCUCUAGUUUCCUAUUUGCUGUCUGUGAAAGAGCAAGAAAUCCUGUUAAAUUCCCACAACCAGAAUGUUCUUGAUCUCGCCAUCUCCAACGACAAAGAGGAGGUUGCAAUGGCAAUCAUCGAACAUUCCAGGUGGAAGGAAGUCAUUGAUGCUGCGGUAGGAGGAGGAGUGUCUCAGAUACAGACAUUAGUGGAAAAAAUGCCUGAUGUUGCUGAGCGUGUUCUAGAUCAGUGUGUUGAACAGGAAGGCGAUCCAAGCAGCAAAGAUUUUAAGAUAACCUACAAUCUGCGGCUGAUACAAGGAAAGCAAAGCAGCGUCACAGCUUCGCUGGAACAUUCUCUUGACGCGCUGAAGACUAUGGCGGAGCGACGCCGUGAAAACUGUCUGACUCAUCCUGUGUGCUAUGUACUGAUGAACAUCAAAUGGAAGAAAUUCGGGUGGAUAACAUUUAUCGUGAAUCUGUGCCUGUACUUGUCCUUCCUUCUGCCUUUCACCGCCCUCGCAGUAUACCUCAAGAUCAAUAUCCUUGAGCUGUGUGAUUACCAGUUUGAAAACAUGACGAAGCAUCGGACUGGCUAUUACGAACACAAACCAUGGGACUGGCACGAUGACGAUGGGAUAUCUUGCAAUGAUUCCAACAAGACUGUUGUGGGUCUGCACUACUUUGUGAUCGUUUUCGCCUUCAUUCACCUCAUAAAGGAGAUGUUACAGAUUGUCAGACAGCGUCUCAAGUAUUGGAAAACCAUAACAAACUACAUCGAGUGGGUUAUUUACGUGUCUGCUCUGGUAUUUGUUAUUCCGAUCUGUGCUUGUAAGGCACACUACAAACCUGAAGCUGCGGCAUUUUCCUUGUUCUUUGCUUGGCUCAAUCUUGUCCUUUAUUUCAGAAGGUUGUCUUACUAUGGCAAGUACGUGAUCAUGCUUCUCACUAUGUUCAAAACACUUUUCCAGGUGCUGCUUCUCUUCUUUUUGUUCGUAGUGGCGUUCGGGACAACAUUUUUCUUGCUCAUGUAUAACAAAGAAAACUUCAGUACUUUCGAAUACGCCUUGCUGAAAACCUUUGCUAUGACUCUGGGUGAGUUAAACUACGAGUCAGACUUCAUUCCUGACGUCAAACUGCACUAUCCCUUGGCCGCCAACGCUGUAUUCGUGUUUUUUUGCCUGGCAAUGCCUAUCAUCCUCAUGAACAUGCUGAUUGGUUUAGCUGUGGGAGACAUCGACAAGAUACAGCAGAAGUCUGUCAUGGCUCGUUACGUCAUGCAGGUCGAAUUACUAUUGGAGAUUGAAGAAUCCCUUCCACAGUGGAUUUUAAGGCGAGUCCAGGUUGACAAAUACGAAGAGUUUCCGAACAGGAAAUCCAAGCUUCAGACGAAGCUGUACGAGAAAUUCAUUGGGUUUGGAAAAGCAGAAACCAAAGCAGAUGACGACAGUAUUCCUCCAGUCAUGGGACACAUUAUUGACAAGAUGAUGGAACAAGAUUCAAAGAUUGAGGAGAUACAUACCAUGCUGAAAGAACAGUCCAAGAUCCUCAAAGCCAUCGGCCAACGCGAGGGAGUGGAAGAAACCGGAAAUAGAAAGAGUAUUAUUGGAUGGUUCUUAAAGAAACACUAGGUUCCUUUGACGCGUUGAUUCGUAAAAAACAAAAAGCGCUCAAAACUUUUUCUCAUUUACGUACGCGGCUCUUUUUGUGUGUCAGUGUAUUGCUUCUAUGACACAAGAGCGCUAUAAUUACAUGUAUAAGCUAAAAUAAAAUGAAAUAACUGAAGGCAGAAAUUGAGAAGAAGUAUAAGUUAGAAAAGACAACUUCUUAGAGAUGAUAGAGCUUUCAAGUCAUUCGGUUCAAAACAAACCCAUUUGUGGCAUAGCUCAGCAGAGUUUCGUCAGUGUAGCGUCGUUCAUUGGUUCAGUAGCUUGUGCACAAAAUUUCAAAAUCGAGCGACAACCCGAUCAGGUACACAGGGCCGGGUUGCUCCAAAGCCGGUUAACGCUAACCCAGGAUUAAAGGUUAACCGAAGCAUUAAUUUUUACUGCGUAAAAAUGUUUUCUACUGUUUACGUUUUGUGUAGUUUGAGCUUCGUCAAGCUCAAGACUGAAGGACAAACAGU